This is a messenger RNA of Xiphias gladius (swordfish), 2167 nucleotides long. RefSeq names its product protein disulfide isomerase family A, member 3 (gene pdia3). Bases 221 to 1711 code for a protein of 496 amino acids. Gene Ontology annotation, cellular component: endoplasmic reticulum; cell surface. The transcript is spliced from 13 exons. Gene Ontology annotation, molecular function: protein disulfide isomerase activity. NCBI's taxonomy places the organism in Eukaryota, Metazoa, Chordata, Actinopteri, Istiophoriformes, Xiphiidae. The record is from RefSeq and is a predicted model, not a curated record. Gene Ontology annotation, biological process: protein folding; response to endoplasmic reticulum stress.
UGCGUGAACGUCUCCGCCGCCUCCGUUUCUUUCUCUUUCUCUUACCGACCAGUCUUACGCUUUGGCCCUGUCCUAGGAGCCUGCACCAGUCUUGACUGUCACUUCGCCCGAGAGAGCUGAAGAAGGGUGGGCUGCCACGGACACAGUUAGCGAUUUUUUUUUUCUUAUUUUGUUUUGUUUGGCAGAAAGUGAAGGAGGCUUUUUGCUAGCGAGGUGUGCGAUGUUGAGGCUGAUCUUCUUGGCCGCCCUCGCCGGGUUCACCCGGGCCAGUGAUGUGCUGGAGUACACGGAUGACGAUUUCGAAAGCAAGAUCGGAGACCAUGGACUCAUUCUUGUUGAAUUUUUUGCGCCUUGGUGUGGCCAUUGUAAGCGGCUAGCACCUGAGUACGAGGCAGCCGCCACACGUCUGAAAGGCAUCGUGUCUCUGGCCAAGGUUGACUGCACAGCUAACAGCAACACAUGCAGCAAAUAUGGUGUCAGUGGCUACCCGACCCUGAAGAUCUUCAGGGAUGGAGAGGAAUCCGGUCCCUAUGAUGGUCCCAGAACUGCGGAUGGGAUUGUCAGCUUCCUUAAGAAGCAGGCUGGCCCAGCUUCUGUGGAACUCAAGGCUGAUGCAGACUUUGAGAAGUUUAUUGCAGACCAAGACGCAAGUGUUGUUGGGUUCUUUGCUGAUGACAAGAGCACAUCACAGGCAGAGUUCCUGAAGGCAGCCAGCGCCUUGAGGGAAAACUAUCGCUUCGCCCACACCAACUCUGAAGCUCUCCUCCAGAACCAGGGUGUUGACGGAGAGGGUGUCAUCUUGUUCCGCCCACCACGCCUUAACAGCAAGUUUGAGGACAGCUUAGUCAAAUUCACAGAGGACAAAUUCACCAGCAACAAAAUCAAGAGGUUCAUCCAGGACAACAUCUUUGGGAUCUGCCCCCACAUGACAGACGACAACAAAGACCAGCUGAAGGGGAAAGACCUGAUGGUGGCUUAUUAUGAUGUAGACUAUGACAAAAACCCCAAGGGCUCCAACUACUGGAGGAACAGGGUGAUGAAGGUGGCAAAGAGCUUCCUGGAUCAGGGCAAGAAGCUGAACUUUGCUGUGGCCAACAAGAACAUGUUCAGCCACGAUGUGUCUGAGUUCGGCCUGGACGGCAGCUCAGGAGAGUUGCCUCUGGUGGCCAUCCGCACUGUCAAGGGAGACAAAUACAUCAUGACUGAGGAGUUUUCUCGUGAUGGGAAAGCUCUGGAGCGUUUCCUGCAGGACUACUUCGAUGGCGCUUUGAAGCGCUACCUCAAAUCAGAGCCCAUCCCAGAGAACAACGAUGGACCCGUCAAGGUGUUGGUGGCUGAGAACUUCGACGCCAUCGUCAACGACGAGAGCAAAGACGUGCUGAUCGAGUUUUACGCUCCGUGGUGCGGACACUGCAAGAACCUGGAGCCCAAAUACAAAGAGCUGGGAGAGAAGCUGGCUGACGAUCCCAACGUUGUCAUUGCCAAGAUGGAUGCCACAGCCAACGAUGUGCCAUCUCCAUAUGAAGUCAGCGGUUUCCCCACAAUCUACUUUUCCCCAGCUGGACGUAAGAUGAACCCAAAGAAAUACGAGGGAGGUCGUGAGGUGAGCGACUUCAUCUCCUACCUGAAGAGGGAGGCCUCCAACCCCCUGGUGAUGCAGGAAGAGACCAAGAAGAAGAAGAAGAAGAAGGACGACAAGAUAGAGCUAUAAAAGCUCCACACAGGAACUCAACACACCCCCUACCCCCCACCCCAGCCCCCCACCAUGACAGGAGGAGGAUUGGGGAAAUCCAUGCAGAGAAAGAACUAAAUUAUAUUCUACUCUUAGUGAACCACCGAAUGCUCUGAAGCCAAGUCAAAAAGACGUGGCCCCCCUUUUAGGUCCUCCGCUGCUCUGGGAAAACUGUGGAAGGUGGAAAGGUGGUGGCCAGGGCCUGCCUGAUGUUUAAAAACAAAAACCAAUUUUUAGGGAAGAGGGGACAGCUUUUGAAAAAUUGAGAUUUUUAUUUCCCCCUGGUCUGAAUACUACACCUCAGGCGGAUGCACUUUGGUUUGACACCAGUCUCUUGUCAUCUGUUGCUUUGUUUUUUGUUUUGUUUUUUUAUGUCAUCGUCACAGGGGAUAAUGGUAAUGGUGAAUUCCUUUUUUCUUUUUUUUUUAAUUUUUU